AUGACAGUGGGGUCGACUGAGAAUAUGCCCUUUCAAAUAUUUGAGCUGUCCAUUGAUACAGAACAGAAGCUAUUCUUAACACCUGGAUUUAAAUUCAGUUUAACAGUCGGGGGUUGUGUGUAUGCCACAAUUCCUGAGAAGUACAUAAAAAAAAAAUGCCAUCAGUCUCUAGAAGCAUCCAGCUUUCACAUUUUGGGUGUUGCUGAGGUUUAUUUUGUUGUUGUUGUUAAGCUGGUAUUAUUCUCUGCUCUAUAUUUGAUUUGUUUUAUUGUAACUGGAAGCUGCCCGGGCAACUAUGUUAGUGGGCAGCUUACGAAUAUUAUUGCUCAAAUAAACAUUUUUUUAAAAUAG
Molecule: messenger RNA, 351 nt
Organism: Podarcis lilfordi (Lilford's wall lizard)
Lineage: Eukaryota; Metazoa; Chordata; Lepidosauria; Squamata; Lacertidae
Source: the annotation of a GenBank genome assembly